AUCACUUUUUUUCAAUGCCACUUAUUUCAAUGAUUUAUUUAUCAAAUGAUUUUGAAUAGUUUCCUUUAAUAUACUCCCAAAUUCAUUCUCUCAUCAUUUAUUCUUAUCCGGAGAAUUGGAAUUCGGUGGAAUGGACUUUUUACUAUUCAUUGCACAAAUAAGCACUUUGAUGUUUGAUUACACUUGCCUAAUUCGUUUAAUUUAUGAGUUAUAUGCAUUUUAGUGACAAUUAAUUGGUCACACAUUUUAUGACAGCGUUCCCGCAUUUCUCUUUCUUUAUUUUUCUGUCUAUUUCUAUCGUGUCAUCCAAUUGAAAUAAUUUUUUCAGUUGGUUAACAUUUAUUUUCUUGAAAAACGUUUGCUGUUUUAUUUCCCAUUGGUUGUGUUAUUGCAGAUAAGUGGCUUUUAUAAAAUUAGUCAUUACAAUUAUGACACACUUAUGACUUCCUUUAGUUUAUAAAUAUUGUGGAAUUUUACUUUUUCUCUUUUGAGUGAAUUAUUUUUUUAUCAUAUCUUUAGAAACCAACCAUUUGAUUGAACAUAUUUCAUAUUUUGUUGGUUAUUGGUCUUUUCUCCUUCUUUUUAUGAAUUUCAUAUCUUUCCCUUUCUUUAUUUUUGUAAUCUUUGUAAAGUUGUGGCAAAAUUCUCUAGCGACAGAUUUCACCUUUCUGUAAAAAAUAAAACAUAUUUCUCCCACACCUAUUUUAGUUAAUUGUUCCGCAUAUUUUAUGACAAUUCUGCUCUCGUUUCUCGCAAUUUUCCGAGAGAUCUCUCAUUUGAGUUUUCCGCUCUUUCUAGCUUUUCGCUUUUACUUUCGCUGUGCAAAAACGAUGAACAGCAUUUUCAAAUACGUCAAAAAUGUUUUUGAUGCUGAUUCGAAAUUCGAAAUGCGCUCGCCUUCGUGUGAAAUUUAUGGCAAUGGGAGUGUGUGUGUGUGUGUGUGUGUGUGUGUGUGUCUGUUGAAAAUUCUGAGGGGCAUAUUUCGAAAUUGGCAGACACGUUGAGAUAAUUGAAAGAAGAGGAAAAUGGUGAUCUGGGCACAACACAGAUACACUUGCAGAACAUAAGACACUGAUGGCAGAUACACACACACACACAUGCGGCUACUGCUGCCAAGUUAGCCUCUCUCUCACACAGAUGGACUUCGAAUUUUCCCGUGAAAAUCGACGUGUGUGUUUGUGAGUUGUGAGUUCAGGAAUCGGAAUUGAAAAUUUUCUGCGCUGCCUUUCACAUUUCAGUAGUUUCCGUUAAUGCGUUCGCCACGUCGAGUUAGCUCCUUCCAAUUUCUCCCUUCGCGUUGACGGUAAAAAUCAUAACAAAAACUGUUACUCAAAAAAAGAAUUAAGAAAAGGGGAUAUUCAAAAAAACCAUCGCACAUUGUUUAAAGUGGCUAAUAAAAAAAAAAAUACAAUUAAAAAAAGAAACAAAAAAAACCUGUCAGAAAUUUAUGCGUGGAAAAUCGCUGCGGAAAAUCGCAGACAACGACUCCGUAAUUACGAUCAAAAUAUGAGAGCCUAAACGAGCCGAAGGAAACAAUUAAGCUAAAAACAGCGGAAAAGAGCCGGAAAAUAAGCAAACAAAAGUCGAAACCAAAAGGUUUCUCAUCGAGUGUUGUGCAUUGUUUGUUUUUUUUUUUUUUUUUUUUCGUUUUGAUUUGGUUUGGUUUGAGUGACUGCGGCAAGAUGCCUCUGUACUCGGACUCGACCAAUUACUACUACAGUGGCGGCAGCAGUCAGCUGUAUUCGCCGUACUACAGCUCCGGCUUGGGCCUGAAUUUGGGCAUCGGCUCCUCGCCGGGAUCGAGCUACACCUCCAGCUACAAUCGCUCCUAUCCGGCGAGCUAUAUGGUGCCCCUCAGUCCCUCCUCGCCGCGAUCAACGAGCAGCUACUCCAGCGGCAGUUCGGGAGGAAGUAGCUCCCUCCACGGAUUGGGUUCCAGAUAUCAGCCGAAGCUAACCACGAUCACGGAGACGGGAAGGCACAGCAAUCACAGCAGCUUGAUGCCCCUGACCAGGAUUAAUUCCCCGAAAUACAGCACUUCUGUCACCACACCAACUUAUGGUUCUUCGGGUGCGAGCAGUCGAUAUAUUCCGGCGAGACCCAUUGCCAUUAAUACGGCGGAUAUCGAUGUGAGUUCUUCGCGAUAUCGCAGGAACGUGGCUUCCAGGGAGGAUCCUUCAAAGGAUGAGCCACCCAAAGAGGAAGUCAAGCAGCAGGAAGAAAAAGUUAAGCCUGCUGUUAAGGAAACACCUAAUGAAAGCCAAGAUCAAAGCACUGAAACACGACCCAAUCGAAGGUCCACCAUCAAGAGGAAUCGUCCUGUGGUGCGACUCUCCACGAUUAGAAGACGCAGCAAGGAUCGCAGUGCCGAGAGUCCCAAGAAGGAGCCGGUGCAGGAACAUCAAUUCCGGGACUUGCCACCUGCCACGGAACCCAGUUUGAGUUGGCGCCAAAAGCUGGCCGAGGAACUGGCCGCCUUUCCCGUGACCAGCAACAAAAAAUCGCCGGGUGAAUUGCUCCGUGAGAGAUUCUACAUAAAGGAUGGAAAGGAGGAACCACCCAGCUUCAAUCAAGCCAGAAUCCAGGAGUUAAGUCAACCACAAAGUGCUCAAAAAACACAAGCUAAGGAGAUCGAGUUGAAUCUUAAAAGUGAGAACGAAGAGGAGCAGGAUGACUCUGAUAAACAGGAGCAGGAGUUGGAGGAAAUGCAGCAGACCAUUCGUCGCCUGAGUCUCGUGCAAUGUCCCACAUUUCAUGACAUUUGCGAGGAUAUAUCCUCCGAUAAGAUCGAUGAUGAUCUGAAUGCAGGGGAACUUCGACGUCGUGCUUCGAUAAUCCAAGAGCAAGAACAGGAGAUUUUGAAUAAGCUGCAGAAAUCCAAUUCUGGAACCUUUCAGCUGAUCCAUUUGGAACGCAGAUCCAGUCACGAUAGCACCACCACAAAUGACGAGGAUCUCAAGGAGAGAUCGAAGAGGCGUUCGAAGAAGAGCAAGAAGAUGCGGCACAAAAUCACCGCCAUUGUGGAUGUGGAGAAUGCUCCACCUCAAGUUGCUCCAGUUGAUCACAUGCCCAGUGUCCUGGAACUCAACGAGGAAUCCCUGUUGGUGCAGCCUCUGGUUUCCCUUUCCGGUUCCGGUUCGAGUUCCACCCCGAGUCCCAGUCCCAAGCCAAAGUUCACCGCGAAUGUGGAAACCGUGGAGGAACAUCUCCAGAUAAACAAGGUAUUCAAGUUGCCCAAGAAAAAGACAGUGGGAAAGGAGGAAAAGGUAGCUACGCUGCCCGAAGGAUUCAUGCCGGCAGCUCCCAAAUCAAACAAAACUUCACCUGUGAAGAAAGCGAAUAAAAAGCAACAGGUUGGUGAGGCACAGGUUUUCACCUUCGAUGAGACAGCCAUUCAGCAGCAGAAUAAUCUGGCUAUUCAGCAACAGCAGCAAGUGCUUCCAAAACCUAAGGAACAGCAGCAACAAGUGCUACAAAAAGCGAAGGAACAACAGCAACAACCACAAACUCCUCAGCAAAAAGAACAACAAGAACACAGGCCGGAGGUUAAGGUCGAAGGCGUUGCCACGCCCAAGCCCAUUCGCAAAGCCAUCCAAAAAUCAGAGAGCGGUGAGGACUUUUGGUCGCAAAUUGGCUCCAGGGAAACCCUUUAUAUGACCAAUCGCAAAAAGGUCUUCAACGAGCGACAAGAACAGCUCAUCGAAGAGGAAUCUCCAAAGUCCCCAACAACGCCCUUGGAAACAAAAACGGAAUUGAAAAACAAGGUUACAGAACCCAAGACACCAACAACACCCAAAUUAAAGUCGGAAUUACUUAUUGAGUUGAAGACAACACCAUCAACCACUGCAACAGCUGGUGGCAAAACUGGAAAUCAAAAGGGAUUACCAACACCACUUACUCCAACGAUUGUAAAACCCAAUGAAGUUGAAGUAAAGAAAACAGAAUCCACUAGCUCCGAAGCAAAAACCAAGCCAACAACUCCAACUGAUUCCCCAAUUGAACUUCUUAAAUCCAAGACAUCACCAGCCGUCGCCAGAAAAGAAUUACCAAAACUUAUAACAACAGAGGAAGCGAAGCCACCAAUGACAACCAAAACAACGGUCGCAACACCCACAAAAGAUUCACCAAAAAUACCACAAACUAAAGUGGAAACACCAACCAAAAAAGCAGAAACACCAGCAUUAACUAAGGAUUUGCCUUCGACGCCACAAAUCAAAGUGGAAAAAGCAACAAAAGUUUCACCAACAACUAAAGUGGCCACUCCAACAACACCACAAAUUAAAGUUGAAACACCAACAGAGGGUUUACCAACCAAGAAGGUGAUCACUCCAACAACACCACAAGCCAAGGCAGCUGCAUCAACAACACCGCAAUCAAAGGUUGACACACCAGCAACACCGCAAAUCAAAGCAGCAGCAACACAACCAAAAACUGACACUCCAGCAACACCAACAAAAACACCACAAGCCAAAGAAGCAACCGUAGCAACACCAAAGACAACAACAGCAAAGAUCAAUGUGACAACAACGACAGCGACAACUGUUGCUGAGGCAGGAAAAACAAUAUUCGCCAGCGGGGCUAAGCAAUCUGGCAACGCCGUAGCCAUGACAACAGCAACACCAACAGCAGCAACAGCAGCAACAGCAGCAACAGCAACAACAGCAACAACAGCAACAACUACACCAACAGCAGCAACAGGCAAAUCAAAAUUGAACGAAACAGCAGGGCCAAAAAUAAAUAGCGGGCAGCCGGCCAAGUCACCUGAACAACAACAGGCAACGGCAGCCGCAGUCGAAACGAAAAUAAAUAAAACAACGCACAAGGAACAACAGCAACAGCAGCAGCAGCAGCAACAACAACAACAACAACAACAACAACAGCAACAGCAGCAGCGGGAGCAACAGCAACCGAUCGACACGGCAGCAACAUUGGUGCCACAAACGGAAACCAAAACGAAAUUGACGGAAGCCGCUGAGCCAACGGCCAAGUCAAAGGUGCAAUCACCGAAAACGACAAAGCCAAAAAGUGCCGGCAAAACAAAUGUUGGCAAAAAGAAGGCAGCAACAGCAACGGCAACGGCAACAGCAACGCCGGCAGCAGCAGCAACACUACCAGCAGCAGCAACAGAAAGCUUAACAGCUCUGUCUGAGAGCAAUGUGACCCCAAUCAAUGCCGAUCAAUUUAUAACGCUGGCCCCCACAAAGGCGGCCAAAACAUCGCCGAGCAAGCAACAAGCAUUACAAUCCCAAUCGCAAUUGCAAUUGCAAUCGCAAGUGCAACAACAGCAGCAGCAACAAGCCACAAAUGCGUCAUCGCCGGCGGCAACAGGCGAUGCAACCACAACGCCCACAACGAUAACAAUUGGUGUUGCUGCUGGCGUUGCUGUUGCUGCUGUUGAUGUUGCUGCUGCUGCUACUGAUGUUGCUGUUGCUGCUGUUUCUGCUGCUGCUACUGCUGCUGCUGCUACCUCGGUCGGCGGCAACAACAGCUGCGGCGAAGGCGUCGGCAAUAAUUUAUCAAAGUUUGCAACAGUAUCGAAUUUGGCACAGUAUCUGCGAGACGUUGAUGCCGAUCUAGAGGACUAUAUACCCUCGUCGGCGGAAAAUAGCCAAGACGAAGACGACGACGACGACGAAGGCGAAGGCGAGAGCAGUUCCGACGAUUAUUCCAGUGGUGACGGUUGUGCCAACUUGAGUGCCAGCAUGAAGAAAAAGCAGCGCAAGGAGAAGAAGAAGCAGAAGGCGAAAGCCGCCGCCGCGGAGGCGCCACGCUUCGAUCCGCACAAGAAGAUCAAGAUCGAUACGACGAACAAGUGUUAUGUGAAGGAGGAGGCGCCGCGCUACCCACUGGUCGCCACCCCGCGUCCGCUGUGGAAGCGGGAGAAGAUCGUCUACUCGGACGAGAACACGGACGAUGAGUCGGGCAGCGAGGAGGGGAGCGGGGGAUCGCUGGACGAGGACAGUGACGACGAGUCCGGCGGGGAGGAGUGCAGCACCUCCAGCAGCAGCGGAAGCUCCGAGGACCUCGAGGUGUCCGCCAAUCGGAAGGAGAACUCUUCGUCCGCCAUCACCGUGGUGGACUCGCCCAGUUCCGCCGGCUCGAAUGCCGGCACACUGAGCGCAACCGGGGGCGCCUCCGCUGGGAGCUCGCCCUCGAUCAUCCGGAUGAGCACCUGCAGCAACGAUUCCGGAUUCGAAGGCGGCACCGCGCCCUCCAGUCCCAAGAAGAUGCUAGAAACAUCAUAUACAUAUUCACAAUUCCAAAAAUCCGGACGUUUCACUGCGCCAGCAACAGUAAUACCUAGAUUUAAGAAUUAUUCGGUAGAUGAUUUCCACUUUUUGGCCGUUCUCGGCAAGGGAAGUUUCGGCAAGGUUCUGCUGGCUGAGCUGCGCGAUACGACGUACUACUAUGCCAUCAAGUGCCUGAAAAAGGAUGUCGUCCUGGAGGACGACGAUGUGGACUCGACGCUUAUUGAACGCAAGGUCCUGGCUUUGGGCACCAAACAUCCCUAUUUGUGUCAUCUGUUUUGCACUUUCCAAACGGAGAGCCACCUGUUCUUCGUGAUGGAGUAUCUGAAUGGCGGUGAUCUCAUGUUCCACAUCCAGGAGAGCGGACGAUUCUCCGAGGAGCGGGCCAGAUUCUAUGGCGCCGAAAUCAUCUCGGGCCUCAAGUUCCUCCACAAAAAGGGCAUUAUCUAUAGGGAUCUCAAACUGGAUAAUGUCCUGCUGGACUACGAGGGACAUGUUCGAAUCGCCGACUUCGGCAUGUGCAAAUUGCAAAUCUAUUUGGACAAGACGGCCGAUAGCUUUUGCGGCACACCCGAUUAUAUGGCGCCCGAAAUCAUUAAGGGUGAAAAGUACAAUCAGAAUGUGGAUUGGUGGUCGUUUGGUGUGCUGCUCUACGAAAUGCUGAUCGGACAGUCGCCAUUCAGUGGCUGCGAUGAGGACGAGCUCUUCUGGUCCAUUUGCAACGAAAUUCCAUGGUUUCCAGUCUAUAUAUCUGCCGAGGCAACCGGAAUACUUAAGGGGUUGCUGGAGAAGGACUAUACGAAGCGCAUUGGAUCGCAGUACAGUCCAGCUGGUGAUAUAGCUGAUCAUAUAUUCUUCCGCCCGAUCGACUGGGGAUUGCUGGAAAAGCGGCAAAUUGAGCCGCCCUUCAAGCCGCAAGUGAAACACCCACUGGAUACUCAAUAUUUCGAUCGGGUCUUCACCAGGGAAAGGGUGCGCCUCACUCCCAUCGACAAGGAGAUCUUGGCCUCCAUGGAUCAGAAGCAGUUCCACGGCUUCACCUACACGAAUCCCCACAUCACCCUGGACUAAAACUUAAUCGAUAUCCUAACUAAUUAUUUAGAGCAACAGUAUUUGUAUAUGUAAAUAUUUAUUAUGGCAAAAACACAGCAGAUUAACGACCAAAGAACCUUAAUAUCGAAUUGGAAUUUCAAAAAUAUUUAGUUAAGCUUGAAACCUUUACAAAAAAAAAUUCUACGUAAUUCUAGUCAGUUAGCAAUACUUUUACUAUAUGUCUAAGUCUAAUUGUACAGAUAUCCCUCCUCAUAUUUACCUAUAUAUAUACCUACACAUAUGAACUUUUUUUUGGCAAAUUAUUUGUUCUUAAUUUUAGUGGUUAAGCAAAGGUCUACGUCUAUGAGAAAUAAAAAAAGUAUAAACAA
This is a messenger RNA of Drosophila ficusphila, 7669 nucleotides long. It is a transcript of the gene Pkcdelta, whose product is annotated as putative protein kinase C delta type homolog. Bases 1683 to 7319 code for a protein of 1878 amino acids. The record is from RefSeq and is a predicted model, not a curated record. Gene Ontology annotation, biological process: intracellular signal transduction; peptidyl-serine phosphorylation. Gene Ontology annotation, molecular function: diacylglycerol-dependent serine/threonine kinase activity; ATP binding. The transcript is spliced from 9 exons. Lineage: Eukaryota; Metazoa; Arthropoda; Insecta; Diptera; Drosophilidae.